AAACAGGAAGUCGUAUGCAUGCUUAGGACGCUUGUUUUCUUCUUCUCAGCGACUUGCUUCUUUCAUCACCAAAAGGCAUCUUUCCAUCUUUAGUUUGCAAAAUGAAACAAAAUUCAAAUGUACCAGCCUUUCUCACCAAGCUUUGGACUCUUGUGGAAGAUUCUGACACAAAUGAAUUUAUUUGUUGGAGUCAGGAAGGUAACAGUUUCCUUGUCAUGGAUGAACAGCGAUUUGCCAAGGAUAUCCUUCCCAAAUUCUUCAAGCACAACAACAUGGCCAGCUUUGUCAGACAGCUGAAUAUGUAUGGAUUUCGCAAAGUGAUGCACAUCGACACAGGCAUAGUAAAGCAAGAGAGGGAUGGACCAGUUGAAUUUCAGCAUCAUUACUUUAAACAUGGUCAGGAUGACUUGCUGGAAAACAUCAAAAGAAAGGUUUCCAAUACAAGACCAAAUGAUACCAAGAUCAGACAGGAAGACCUGUCCAAUAUUUUGGCCAGUGUUCAGAAUGUUCACGGAAAACAAGAAAGCAUUGAUUCCAGACUCAACACACUGAAAAGAGAUAAUGAAGGUCUAUGGAGGGAAAUAUCAGACCUGAGACAGAAGCACUCCCAACAGCACCAAAUCAUUAAGAAGUUGAUACAAUUCAUCGUCACAUUGGUACAGAAGAACCGGAUGAGUUUAAAACGCAAGAGGCCUAUUCUACUGAACAGCAAUGGAAAGAAGCCUAAAUACAUCCAUGAAAUCUACGAUGAUCCUCCUCUGGACCACAACAAACCCUCUGUCAGUGGUUUGAAGAAUGCUGAUCUUACUGACGAUGUCGUCAUCUGUGAUGUAACUGACGAUGACACAGAGAUCACAGAGGGCCCCUCAAGAGCAUUGGAUCAAUCGGAUGUAGAAAUAGUUGAGGUCUUCAACAGCAAUACUGUGUCACAGACAGACAGCGCUGACAGUAUAGGACAGACCUACUCUUUAGUAAUCGAACCAGAAGAGACCACCAUAAGCACAUAUGAUAGCCUUCCCACAAGCAGCACCUUGCAGCUCAACAAACAGUCAGGGUUGAGCCUGGAGGAUCCAAUGAAGAUGAUGGACUCAAUCCUCAAUGAGAGUGGAGCUAUUUCUCAGAAUAUCAACCUCCUCGGCAAGGUUGAGCUGAUGGACUACUUGGACAGCAUUGACUGCAGUUUGGAAGACUUUCAGGCAAUGUUGUACGGGAAGCAGUUCAGCAUUGAUCCAGAUAUUUUAGAGGCCACAGAGGGGAGUGGUGGUCCCAAAGAAAAUGCAGGGCUGCUAUCCAAAGGAGACAAGUCUAGUUUCUCAGCAGACAACCAGCUGGUCCAGUACACAUCCUGCCCUCUGCUGGCCUUCCUGGAUGGCUGCACCCCUUUGGCCACAGAGGCAGACAGCAGCACAGCCACAGAGCUGGGAGACAGCCUGCUGCAGAACAACACUGAGGUCCCCACAGACCUCCUGGAGCCAGACGAGGAGCCUCCACGAAGCUCUCUGAUCCGCCUGGAGCCCCUGACCGAGGCAGAGGCCAGCGAGUCAACGCUCUUCUACCUGUGUGAACUCAACCCAGAGGGCGACACCACUGACUUGACACAGCUGGAGAUUUAACAAGGUUAACUAAGGAGCAGAAAAAGGAUUGGACCUUUUGUAGAUACUUGUCAAAAUGAUCUAUUUCCCCGUAUCUUUUGGUACUUUUCUGUUCAGAAGUAAGACAUUCCGUCAUUUAGUGAAGAAACAAUCUACUAACAGCUGUACGUAAACCCCGAUAAAGAUGAGGCUGCAAUUAUGUUGUUGGUUUAGGUUUCAGCAUUUCUUGUGAAAAGGGGAAUGUUUCACUGUAUUAUUGAUUUCUGUAUUGAUAUGUUUUAAGGAUCACAUUAAUCUUUAAUGAACAAAAAACAGAAGUGCCUGCAUUUCCUUAGUAGAACCCCAAUGUUGAUCAUUUCAAGUACUGUAGUCUGAUAUGUACCGUGUGUAUCAAUGUUUCAUGUUAUGAUUCAUAGAUUGCGAAGCUUAACAGUGACAAUGACAUUAAAAGAACAGCAAAAGCA
Molecule: messenger RNA, 2056 nt
Organism: Salvelinus sp. IW2-2015
Lineage: Eukaryota; Metazoa; Chordata; Actinopteri; Salmoniformes; Salmonidae
Product: heat shock factor protein 2
Biological process (GO): regulation of DNA-templated transcription
Molecular function (GO): DNA-binding transcription factor activity; sequence-specific DNA binding
Source: RefSeq, a predicted model, not a curated record